Messenger RNA from Dibothriocephalus latus, 1323 nucleotides. Lineage: Eukaryota; Metazoa; Platyhelminthes; Cestoda; Diphyllobothriidea; Diphyllobothriidae. The record is from the annotation of a GenBank genome assembly.
AUCUACCUGGUCGACGUUGUACAGACAAGUACUACCGGUUGUUUGAUGACUACCCUGGAAAUAGCAGUAGCUGAGUAUGCCCGCGGUGAACACAGGAACGUCGACCUGAUUUUGAAUGAAAUAAAAACAGCGAGAAAAUUCCCCGUGGCGCAUCAGAAUUUCUUCUCUGAAUGUCUCCGAUUGGUUGAUGAUUUGCCCAGUAAUCUCAUGCUUGCAUUUGCAAAUCUGUUUCUGACGGAAAAGCAGUGGUUCACUUUAGAACCAGAGCUAAGAGAUCAGUGCAUUUGUCUGCUCACUUUUAUUUCCCUACGCAAUUCUUCGGUUCUCAACCACUUUCUGAUGUCAGCUUGCAACCUGCUGUUCUCUGUGGAUGUUCAUUUCGACGAUAAAGAUAAGCGUCACUAUCCCUCACAAUGCUUUGAUCUUGCCGCGAAGUGUCUUCAUGAACUAGUUCUUGCGAUACCUCAGGCGGAGGAUCAGGUUUUAGAGAUUCUCAAAAUGUCUCUUCCCAGUUGGAGACGUCCCAUUAAGGAAGUGUUUGUAUCUUGUUGCAAUUUACUUGCUUUAAGUCACUGGGCGUUGCAACAUCCUUUCCUCAGUGAGACGUCGAUUUCAACUCUAAUGGACUUGGUUUUCAUUCAGCUUAUUGAUCUGGAGGCCCAUAUUGAUAUAACUGAUUAUUCUACUCAGAAUUCCAUACUUCCUGCAGUCGACGACCUUCUAGAAAAGUCAUCAUUUGAGAAGAACGUACUUCAGAUGCUGGAAGUACUUGACGCCUCUGACUCUAACGAGCAUUCAAAGGUUGAAAUCCUAGUCUGGUUGAGUAUUAUGUACUUGCACAUUGCGUUUGACGCCUUCCCUAAAUCUCAGAGUCCCGUAAAAAUAAACAAACAGGAGUGGAGCCAGCUGUGCUCUGUUUUCCGUUGUAUGAGAACCAGAUUUUUCCAGUAUGUGCUGCCUGUUCAGAAUUAUUUCACGGCCUUCCCUCUCGUCCUUGCCGUUGCAUGCAGUCUCCGCCCUGGAGUAGUUGUGAGCUACGCGGAAAGCCUUUGGAAUUUUAUUAAGGACGCUCGACAGCCUACAGCGUCCCGUGUUAGAUGCGUCGCCUAUCUCUCAGAUACCCUUGCUCGUUCAAACUACGAUUCGCACGAAGUCCUCUUGGAGCUGCUUCAUGACAUGGCUUCUUGCCUCUCAGAAUCGAGUGUUGUGGACGAUGGUCUUCGGUACAGUUUCCUUUUAACCUUAGUAAAGGGAAAGGUGUAUGAGAGGGGUGAGUUGGAUGUUGGUAGUCGCGCCCUGGGGUCACUAUCGGCUUACUUUUGA